AUGACGCCUGCUCCUUCUCGGUUUGCACGUGAGCAAGGCACAUCCUACUUUUAUUCACCUGAGCGCCUUGACUGGCUGAGGCUCAUGACCCGCGCUUGCCUUGCAACGUGGAAUGUUUGGCAUCUGCCGAAUCAAUUUGACCGGACUUACCAACAAAUCAUAUACCUAGAAGAGAAGUAUGGAUUUCAAACAACAAGAUGGUGUUUCAAUAGAUGGCGUGGCUUUCAGCCAGUUGACAGUGCGCUGGGCCGGCUUGGAAAAGAUGAGGACAUUCCUGAAGAGCUUAAGAACGUGAUACCUCCCUUUGAUGAGGAUGCGCACUGGAUCUUCUGCAGUGAUGGCAAUGAACAUGGAAUGAAAAUAGUUCCUGGUGAGGGUCGUGACCAAGCUAUCAGAGAUGAGGCAGUAAAGUUGUUGGAAAAGUUGGCGCUUGUUUGUUCAGACACUACUACCCAGCCUGGAACUUCUUUCACCCUCCUUCCGCUUCCUCAAUCUCAGCACCUUGACCUCCCACCUGGAAAUACUGAGACUUUGACGCGACUUGAAAACUCUGCACCUCUUUCAUUUCCUGACCUUCAAUACCUCAACAUCCCCCCUGCAGAUACUGAGCCUUCGAUCCCACCACCUGCUUACAGUGAAGCGGACAGCCUUCUUAUUGGCACUGGUCCUGUCGAACAAACAAGUGCUGACCCUUCAUCACUUGAGUGUCCUCCUUAUUCUCCUUCUUACUCUCCACCUCUCUCCAUCAGCGCGUUUCCCAUCUACGCGCCCCCGGACAUAACCAUCUAUCCACCCUCAACGCCUUCUCCCUCUGCAGCAGCGCCUCCCAUCAAUCCCCUUUCUCUUUCUCCCAUGUCUUCUCUUUCUUUGCCUCCAAUCCCCCCUUCCUCUUCUGAAAUGCCCCCUGUUCCCUCGAAGAAAACAAAGGGCAAGAAGGGGAAGAAGGGGAAGAAGAAGGAGAAGGCAGAGAGAAAGGCGAAGAUGGCCGCUGCUGCCAUCAACCCGGCCGGGCCCUCCAGCGACGAGGGCUUCGGCCAACCCCAAACUCCCUCCUCGACGUCGACGGUGAUUUAUACACCGGUCACCGGCGAGUUCUUAUCGUCUCCCUCGGCCCCGCAAACCCCCCGCGCUUUCGAGACCACCUUGGCAGCUGCUACUGCUGAGGUCCAGGUCACUGGUAUGGUGGUACAGGCCGAGUCAGAGACCCUGACUUCUCUGCCGGGCCCGCAACCUCUCACCUUCGAGGCCACCAAGACAGCUCCUGCUGUCGAGGUCGCGGUCACUGGUGACGUUGCGGUCGACGUCGAGGUGGAGAUGCCGCUGUCUCCUUUGGCAGGAUCACCUCUCACCUGCAAGACCACCACAGCAGCUUCUACUGCUGAGGUUGCGGUCACUGGUGAUGUGAUCACCGAGAUGGAGAUUGCGGCAUCUCCCUCCACCCCCACUCCCACCACGAAGCCCGCCGAAGCAGCUACAUAUGCCGACUUCGACCUCGCGAUGUGUCCAGCGUACCCACCAUACUGGCACAUCGCCUGCCACGGAAAAUCAUAUUUCUGUUGGCAGCAUGAGGACGGUCAUAUGGAGCCUGUCGACGUGGCUACCCUCGAGCGAGAUGACGCUUCCCCGUGUUGUCUCUUCUACCCGCCUUGCACUCAACACCAACCGGCCAAAUCCUGUUGGUGCCCUGAGUGCGUGGGCAGCCUCCGGUUUUGUUGUUGCUACCACUAUCCGAAAUACUGCAACUACCCCUACCCACCAGUGCCUGCUCCUAUGAAGCCUUGGUGGGUAGAGCAGUGGAUGUACGAACAGCAGAAUCUGGCGGCUGAGAACCAGAAUCCUGUGGCUAAAGCGCAGGUUCUGAAGCCUGAGAAGAUGUCAACCGUGGCGUCCAUCCCCGAGGGCCAGAAGGUGGAGGUGGUUGAGCCCGCCUCGGUGCCGGAGACCGUGGUAGCUGCCAAGAAGCCCAUCCCGAAGCCCGAGAGCGUGGCAGAGUCCGCCGCGAGGCUGACAACGCCGAUGAAAAGCACUCGGAAGAAGAAGAAGAAGAAGAGCAAGAAGAAGUCGGGCAAGAAGUCUUCACCUCCCCCGCCCCUUCCCCCUACUCCUACUCCGCCCGGGCCCGUCACACCCGUUCUGAAGAAGACUUCGGCCUUUGAAGUGCCCAUGCCCACAGAGGCGGCCGCCCCCUCGCUCUUUGAGUGCGAGGAGAUGCGUCGUCCGACAAGUGGUGCCUCUGGGUGCUUCUCUGAGCCACCCGGCUUCCUUGCCCUUCCUUCUCUCUCCCCGUUUGCUUCGACCCGGCGGGCUGCGAGCCAUAUCCGCCGUGUGUCCUGGCCGCUGACCCGGCUCAACAUUGAUGAACGCUUUGCGUGA
Molecule: messenger RNA, 2373 nt
Organism: Penicillium longicatenatum
Lineage: Eukaryota; Fungi; Ascomycota; Eurotiomycetes; Eurotiales; Aspergillaceae
Exons: 6
Coding region: 1-2373 (790 amino acids)
Source: RefSeq, a predicted model, not a curated record